Dermacentor andersoni is the source of this 727-nucleotide messenger RNA. The record is from RefSeq and is a predicted model, not a curated record. Lineage: Eukaryota; Metazoa; Arthropoda; Arachnida; Ixodida; Ixodidae.
GGCGGCAUUCAUGUGCCGCAAAGGCUACUACGCCCUCAACACAAUGUUCAUCUGCGACGCAGGCAUGCGGAUCCUCGCCGUCGACCCUCUGCGACCGGGGUCAGACCACGACGCCCACGUCUGGACAACUACGUGGUUGCGUCGUCAGUUCCUGGAGGGGCAUAUUGCCAAGGCCGGCGAACACCUCCUCGGUGACAGCGGCUACCACCUGGAACCAUGGCUCCUGUCCCCAGUCACAGGCCACCCUCCCCUACACACUGCAGAAGGCAGGUACAACACUGCACAUGCUGCCAUGCGGUCCGUAGUGGAGCGGUGCAUUGGGCUUCUGAAGAGCCGCUUUCGCUGCCUUCAGCGGUACCGCGCCCUCCACUACGAGCCAGAACGCGUUGCCAACAUCGUUGCAGCAUGUGCAGUGUUGCACAACUUGUGUCUUGACGAAGGUGACGUGUUGUUAGAUGAUGUGAGUGAUGACAGCAGCAACAGCAGCAGUGAUGAUGAAAGUGGCAACCCCUCCCCACAGAGACUUCCCCGACCACCGCACAGUUUCUUUCUUCAGCUCAAGCCAGGAGCACGAGGCAGCGUCAAGCCAGCCCGAAGGGUGGCGGUUGCUCUUCAAGAACGCGUGCAACAGGAACUCGAUAAAAUGGAGCGCGACCUCGUCAUUGCAAAGUCUCCGAUCGGCAACUGCAGGGAAUCCGUGAAGAUCUACUGGAAGCUGCAACAAUGA